AUGUCACAGCCAUGGGACUAUAUUGCGAAGCUCGUCUGUAUUGGUGAUUCCGGGACCGGAAAGUCCAGCUUGACUAUCAGACUAUGCGAAGGUCGAUUUUCUUCCACACAUGAUGUAACUAUUGGAGUGGAAUUUGGAUCCCGCAUCGUUCCAGUGGGCCCGCCAGCUUCCAGAAAUCUGGAGAUAGACCCUCAAACACAUCUUCGCGACAGCCUCGCAAACUCCUCAUCAGAGCAUAUUGAUGACUCUAAUAACCCCCCUGCUGGUCUCCCUAAUCCUCCACGAAAGGUACAGGAGGUCCAGAAGAAAAUGAAGCUGUCACUUUGGGAUACUGCUGGACAAGAAACCUACAAAUCCAUAACUCGGUCAUAUUUCCGAGGUGCAUCCGGCGCGCUGCUUGUUUUCGACAUCACUCGACCGUCCACAUUUACUUCUUGUACACAGUGGCUUCAAGACCUGCGACAAAUUGCCGAGGAAGGGAUCGUUGUCAUUUUGGUGGGAAAUAAAAGCGACCUUGCGGGUGAUGGUUCAGACGCCAAUAAAAGGCGAGUCACCAGGGCAGAGGCAGAGGAAUGGUGCCGCAUGAACAAUAUUGUGCGGUACAUAGAGACUAGCGCAAAGUCUGGUGAAGGGGUCGAACGUGCGUUUCUAGAAGUUGCUGAGAGGAUAUACCGCAAUAUCGAAUCGGGCAAAUACGAUCUGAACGACCGUCGAAGCGGAGUAAAAAGCUUUGGAGCUACCGGCGGUGCGAGCAGCAAAAUGCCCAAAACUGUCACUCUGGGAAUGAAUGAUGCAAUGCGCAAAGGUGGUAAUAGCGGCAGUUGUUGCUAA
This is a messenger RNA of Aspergillus calidoustus, 831 nucleotides long. NCBI's taxonomy places the organism in Eukaryota, Fungi, Ascomycota, Eurotiomycetes, Eurotiales, Aspergillaceae. The record is from the annotation of a GenBank genome assembly.